ACAACGUUACUAAAGUUUAUUUACCGUUCUUUAUCUGUCGAUAUAAUCACAAAAUGUGACAAUUAUGUAGACUUAGAUUGGGCGAUUGGAAUAAAUCGGAGAUGUCUGAAAAUCAUCGGUCUCUGGCCGGAUGACAAGUUAAGUCGUCGUCAAAAAUUUAUAACAAAUUCACGCGCCAUCGCUUUCUUUGUUACAAUGCUUUGCGUGUCGGUCAUACCUGGUAUAAUAGCGUUUGUGAGAGUCUGGGGUCAUAUGAUGGCGAUGACAGACAAUAUGCAAAUUAGUCUGCCUUUCUCAGUGACCACCCUGAAAUUUAUUAUUAUGUGGUUUCACAAAGAAGAACUGGAACCGCUCUCAAGAAUGGUCAUAGAAGAUUGGCUCAGGGAAAAAACAGCGGAAGAACGAAGUAUUAUGAUAAAGCACGCAAGAAUUGCCAGAAUAAUAAUUAUGUUCGGAUGUAUCAUGAUGGUCAUUGCGUGCUUCCUUCUCAUCAUUCCUCCCAUGUUCGGCUACACCAUGAGAUAUCUGACGAAUUUGACAGAUCCGGGAAGGCCGUUUCUGGUGCAAACGUAUUAUUUGUGUGACAUAACGGAGACUCCGUACUACGAAAUCGUGUUCGCCGCCCAAGCCAUAUCGAUUAUAAUGGCCGCGAUUUCUUACACGGGUAUCGAUACUUUCUUGAGCUUGCUUGUAUUUCACAUAUGUGCUCAAUUGGAAAUUCUAGAGGGGCGAUUUCUUAAUUUGGACACCUACAAAGACUUUAAGAUUGGAUUAGCCAUCAAUAUCGAAGAUCACCUACGUCUCAUUAGGUCUGUUGAUGUCAUCGACAACACAUUCAACUCGAUGCUUCUGACAUUAUUAGUAUUUUUCGGAAUGUUAUUUUGCUCACAAGGAUUUCUAAUAGUUUCCAUCCUUGACGGAACCACUGAUGUUUCCUUUUGGCGAAUAUGUUGGCUCGUUUCGAUUCUUAUUAAUACAGGCAGUCACAUGUGCCUGUACUGCGUGAUCGGAGAGAUUCUCAUAGCCAAAGCUGAAGGAAUAUAUAAUGCGGUUUAUAACUACACGUGGUAUUUGAGGACACCGAGAGAAGUUAGAAACCUGCUGCUGAUAAUAGUUCGCGCCGAAAACCCUCUGUACAUUACCGCGGGCCGGAUGUUUCCCAUGACACUAUCCAUGUUUUGCAGUUUGAUAAAGACAUCAGCCGGUUAUAUAUCUGUAAUGCUUGCUAAUCGGUAACUCCUUAAUAAAUUGAUCAGACGAGGACAUAGAAUGGGCUAAUAGAAGAAACUAUAUUUAAGUAAUGUGAAUAAUGUGCAAUUGCAUUCUAUAUGUAUCUUACGUUUAUCUUCGAUUUUGAGUGUAAUUGCAUACCAAUUCUGUAAUAUCUGAUAAUGUCAACAAACUGCCAUCAAAAAAUAUAACAAAAGCCGUUACUUAUAGUCGAUUUUUAUAUUUAAAGUUAUAUUUUAAGUAUACUAUCUUAAGAUAUCUUAAAUUAUAGAGCUGUAUUAGCAUCUUAAUCUCUAUCAUUGCUUAAGAUAGUCUCAAUUGAGAAAUCAUUUUAAGAUGAUUUUAAAAUAAUAUUCGACUUCGAAUAUCAAUUAAAGUUUGUUGACAUAACAUCCCAGUAAAUUGGUAACAGAAAUCAAACAGGAUUUGCACCUUCUGCAAUUCUUGAUUUUUGCCACUCGGCUAUCAGAUUCUUCGCACGCGCAGAUGUUGCACGAUUUCUGAUAUAAUAUAUUAGCAAAUUGUCAACAGAUAGCGAGUAACUGAACAUAUGUCUAGAGAUCUGUAGUCAGAUUUUUAUCAAUUUGUUACCAAUUUGUUAAUAAAUUGCUAGUAUUUUGCUUUGUAUGUAUAUUUAUUUUAUUUAGCAAUGUCGUAAGAGAAUAUAAAAAGUACUUUAUUUAUAUCU
Monomorium pharaonis (pharaoh ant) is the source of this 1918-nucleotide messenger RNA. Its product is annotated as odorant receptor Or2-like. Gene Ontology annotation, molecular function: olfactory receptor activity; odorant binding. Lineage: Eukaryota; Metazoa; Arthropoda; Insecta; Hymenoptera; Formicidae. The annotation marks the transcript as partial. Gene Ontology annotation, cellular component: plasma membrane. The record is from RefSeq and is a predicted model, not a curated record. Gene Ontology annotation, biological process: sensory perception of smell; detection of chemical stimulus involved in sensory perception of smell. The transcript is spliced from 6 exons.